AAAAUAAAUUUCUGGCUCCGCCACUGCUGGUUUUUCAUUUGGUCGCAAGCAGCAACGUUUCCGAUUUCCAGGGUUUUCGACCUUUCGUCGUCUUUUAUCUGUCGAUUUUUUCAAAGGGUUCACUUUUCUCACGCAUAGAGAGCGAGGGUGGGAGACGGAGGAGAAAUGUCGAGGUUUAGGGGUAAGAGAAAGGAGGAUUACGCGUCGGAAGGCGACUCUGAAGGCCAAGCACCCUCUAAGAAGGCCUCCAAGAAAGACUCUUCCGACGAAUCCACCGAAGACAUCGUCGUCUGCGAGAUAUCCAAGAAUAGGAGAGUGACAGUGAGGAACUGGCAAGGGAGGGCUGUGGUGGACAUUCGCGAGUUUUACGUCAAAGAUGGAAAGCAACUGCCUGGAAAGAAAGGUAUAUCACUUACCAUGGAUCAGUGGAAUGUACUCCGUGAUCAUGUUGAAGAAAUCGAGAAGGCAGUUAAUGAGAACUCUUAGGGGGUUUUGUUGAUAUUACUGGAGAAAGUAUUAGCCUGUCUCUCUAAAAGUGACCAGACACUUGAAUCUAGUGAUGAUAUUUUGUGUUUACCUAUGGAUGGAUAUGCUAGAUUCAGGUUACUUA
This is a messenger RNA of Carya illinoinensis, 610 nucleotides long. Its product is annotated as RNA polymerase II transcriptional coactivator KIWI. Gene Ontology annotation, biological process: positive regulation of transcription initiation by RNA polymerase II. The record is from RefSeq and is a predicted model, not a curated record. The transcript is spliced from 4 exons. Gene Ontology annotation, molecular function: transcription coactivator activity; DNA binding. Gene Ontology annotation, cellular component: nucleus; transcription regulator complex. Lineage: Eukaryota; Viridiplantae; Streptophyta; Magnoliopsida; Fagales; Juglandaceae. Bases 166 to 486 code for a protein of 106 amino acids.